AUGUCCAUCCAACUGGCCUCCGUUAUAGAUUGGUCGCAGCCGUCUUUAUGGCUUUCCGUGUUAUCCAUUGCCUUCAACCCGACAGCAUGGAACAUCGUUGCUCGUAACGAAUAUAGGAACAAGACUAUAACGCGCCUGUUUGGCGGAAACGCGAAAUAUGGCUGCUAUUUCCUUGCGUUGAUGAUAUUCUCCUUUGGUAUGCUGCGUGACUCAUUGUUCAAGAAUGCUAUCCUGGAACAACCCCGUAAAGCCAUGCUUCCGGAACCUCUAGACACCCUCGUUCCUGCGGCGCUCUUUGCUAUCGGACAAGUCUUCGUCGUGACAUCGACUUGGGCUCUGGGAGUCACUGGCACAUUCUUAGGCGACUACUUUGGCAUAUUGAUGGACCACAGGGUUGAAGGCUUCCCUUUCAACGUGCUCAGGGACCCGAUGUACGUCGGAAGCACGAUGUCCUUUGUCGCAGUGUCUUUAUGGUUCGAGCGUCCUGCUGGGCUGCUCAUCACAUUCUACGUGUAUGCCGUGUAUCUCAUCGCCCUGCGAUUCGAAGGACCAUUCACGGACAUGAUCUACUCCAACCGCGCCAAUGGACACACGCAGUCCAAAAAGCAGCAGUGA
This is a messenger RNA of Postia placenta MAD-698-R-SB12, 615 nucleotides long. RefSeq lists its product as hypothetical. Gene Ontology annotation, molecular function: S-adenosylmethionine-dependent methyltransferase activity. Lineage: Eukaryota; Fungi; Basidiomycota; Agaricomycetes; Polyporales; Adustoporiaceae. Bases 1 to 615 code for a protein of 204 amino acids. The record is from RefSeq and is a predicted model, not a curated record. The transcript has 5 exons. Gene Ontology annotation, biological process: phosphatidylcholine biosynthetic process.